Molecule: messenger RNA, 1070 nt
Organism: Striga asiatica
Lineage: Eukaryota; Viridiplantae; Streptophyta; Magnoliopsida; Lamiales; Orobanchaceae
Source: the annotation of a GenBank genome assembly
AUUUGACUCAACCAAAUUCCAAAAUCACCAGCUCAUUGUUAGUCCAACCAGGGUUAUCACGGAAAUAGUCAAACGGCCGUGCUUUCAUCCUUAAUAAUUAAAAUCAUCCCCAUCAAUGUCAAUCGGGCAAUAGUAAUUAAAUUGAUUUCCUGCAUUUUUCAACUCCCUUUUUUCUAAUUAACACCUCUGUUUUGUUAUCUUAAAAUCAUCAGAGAAAAAUCGAUGGAAAAUUUGCUAGGUUUACUGAAAAUAAAUGUUGUAAGAGGAGUAAACCUUGCUAAGAGGGAUGCACGAAGUAGUGAUCCCUACGUGAUUGUUAAGAUGGGCAAGCAGAAAUUAAAGACUCGUGUGGUGAAGAGCAAUGUGAAUCCCGAGUGGAAUGAAGAACUGACACUAUCAAUUUCUGAUCCACAUCUGCCAAUUAAGCUGCAAGUUUAUGAUAAGGAUAUGUUCAGCCUAGACGACAAAAUGGGAGACGCAGAGUUUGAACUUAAUCCAUUUUUAGAUGCCGUUAAGAUGCACCUGGAGAAGGAGAACCUUCCUAAUGGGACUAUAAUUACAAAGAUUAAUCCAAACAGGGAAAACUGCUUAUCCGAAGAAAGCUCAAUUGUUUGGGAAAAUGAUGAAGUUAUUCAAAAUAUGUUUUUGAGGCUUAGAAAUGUGGAGUGUGGUGAGAUUGAGCUCAAGUUAAAGUGGGUCAGAAUUCCGGGCUCCAGGGGCUUGUAGAAAAUGCUAUUAUAUCUAUAUAUAUACACAAGCCAAAAUGUUGAUGUGCCUUAUGUUAUAUUUAUUUGCUCGUGAACAUGAUAAUAAAUCAAAAUUCAACUAAAUCUUUUAUUUCAUGUUUUUCGUUAUUUGGCUGCAAUUAACUUGCCAUUUUCUGUAGUUUAAACAAUGGACUGCAUCAAUUUCCCUUGUCCCACAUUGUUUUUCUACACGAAUUAUCGUGUACUAAUCAUUAUUAUUAAUUAAUUCGGUGAAAUCUGCAGAUGUGUUUUCCAACAGCGUAUGCAAUAUUGGAUUGAAGUUUCUUUAUUCAAUCGUUGUGUAUUGAAAAAAUCAUUUUCUAU